This is a messenger RNA of Protopterus annectens (West African lungfish), 11931 nucleotides long. RefSeq names its product trio Rho guanine nucleotide exchange factor (gene TRIO). Gene Ontology annotation, cellular component: cytoplasm. NCBI's taxonomy places the organism in Eukaryota, Metazoa, Chordata, Ceratodontiformes, Protopteridae. The transcript is spliced from 57 exons. Gene Ontology annotation, molecular function: guanyl-nucleotide exchange factor activity; protein binding; protein kinase activity. Gene Ontology annotation, biological process: protein phosphorylation. The record is from RefSeq and is a predicted model, not a curated record. The coding region runs from base 235 to 9276 and encodes 3013 amino acids.
CAUACAGCGUUCCUUUUUUCCGGAAAUUCUCGAAGUGCUGCCUCGGCUUUGUUCGUAUUACAAUUGAGUUUCUAAGGAUUUUCAAGAUGGAGGAUAAUAACUGCGGUUGAUAUUUGGGCUUUAUUCUGUUUGGUUUAUACUAUCCUUUUCUGGAUUUUAUCCUUUUCUUUCCUCAUUCAAUUAUUUUUCCUCAUUCUCAUCAUUUGGAUUACUAUUGGGGUCUGAAGUGAAGCCAUGAGUGCUGGAGAAGGAGCGGAGGAAAUAGCGAAGGACGCGGCCGACAUAGCAGCAUUUUUCAAAUCCGGGUUUCGUAAAAAUGAUGAAAUGAAGGCCGUGGAAUUAUUGCCAAUUUUAAAAGAGAAAGUUGCUUACCUUUCUGGUGGCAGAGAUAAGCGUGGAGGCCCGAUAUUAACCUUUCCAGCUCGGAGCAAUCAUGACAGAAUACGUCAGGAAGACCUUCGAAGACUUAUUUCUUAUCUAGCUGGUAUUCCUAGUGAAGAGGUCUGUAAGCGUGGAUUCACAGUCAUUGUUGACAUGCGUGGCUCCAAAUGGGACUCAAUAAAACCCCUUCUAAAAAUUCUUCAGGAAUCAUUUCCCUGCUGCAUUCACGUUGCACUGAUAAUCAAACCUGACAACUUCUGGCAGAAGCAGAGGACAAAUUUUGGCAGCUCUAAGUUUGAAUUUGAAACUAAUAUGGUUUCAUUAGAAGGCCUUACCAAAUUAGUGGACAUGUCUCAGUUAACCUCUGAAUUUGAUGGCUUCUUGGAGUAUAAUCAUGAGGAGUGGAUAGACAUAAGAGUUGCCUUUGAGGACUUUAUUUGCAAUGCAACCCAUAUGCUUUCUCGUUUGGAAGAGCUUCAGGAGAUGCUGGCCAAAAAAGACUUGCCUCAAGACUUGGAUGGCUCUAGGGCUAUGAUUGAAGAGCAUUCUCAACUUAAAAAGAAAGUAAUCAAAGCUCCUAUUGAGGAGUUGGAUUUGGAAGGUCAGAAUUUGCUGCAAAGGAUACAGAGCAGUGAUAGCUUUCCAAAGAAGAAUUCUGUGUCUGGGAAUGCAGACUUACAGAGCCUCGUACCGAAAGUGUCCACUGUACUGGACAGGCUUCACUCUACUAGGCAACAUUUGCAUCAGAUGUGGCAGGUGCGCAAACUCAAGCUUGACCAGUGUUUUCAACUUAGGCUGUUUGAACAGGAUGCUGAAAAGAUGUUUGAUUGGAUCACUCAUAACAAGGGUCUGUUUUUGAACAGUUACACUGAGAUUGGGAUCAGUCAUUCUCAUGCCAUGGAUCUUCAGAUGCAGCACAAUCACUUUGCAAUGAACUGUAUGAAUGUGUAUGUGAAUAUCAACCGAAUAAUGUCUGUGGCCAAUCGCUUAAUGGAAUCUAGCCACUAUGCAUCCCAGCAAAUCAAACAGAUUGCCAGUCAGCUGGAACAAGAGUGGAAAGCUUUUGCUGCUGCCCUUGAUGAGCGCAGCACUUUACUUGAAAUGUCUGCAAUUUUUCACCAAAAAGUGGAACAGUAUAUGAACAAUGUGGAUGCAUGGUGCAAAGCCUGUAGUGAGGUUGACCUUCCGUCUGAACUUCAGGAUCUGGAAGAUUCUAUUCAUCAUCAUCAAGGUUUAUAUGAACAUAUCACUCUGGCAUACUCUGAGGUGAGUCAGGAUGGCAAGUCACUUCUUGACAAACUUCAGCGACCUCUUACUCCAGGUAGUUCUGACUCUUUAACAGCUUCAGCCAAUUACUCGAAAGCAGUGCAGCAUGUUCUUGAUGUUAUCCAUGAAGUGCUUCAUCAUCAGAGACAACUGGAGAACAUCUGGCAGCAUCGCAAGGUCCGUCUCCAUCAGCGGCUUCAGCUUUGUGUAUUCCAACAAGAUGUGCAACAGGUGCUGGACUGGAUUGAAAACCAUGGUGAAGCAUUCCUCAGUAAACACACUGGAGUGGGGAAAUCACUGCACCGGGCCCGGGCCUUGCAGAAACGCCAUGAAGAUUUUGAGGAGGUUGCACAGAACACGUACACAAAUGCAGACAAGUUACUUGAAGCUGCAGAGCAGUUGGCUCAGACGGGUGAGUGUGACCCAGAAGAGAUCUACCAGGCAGCCCAUCAACUGGAAGAUCGCAUCCAGGAUUUUGUGAGACGAGUGGAGCAGCGCAAGAUUUUAUUAGACAUGUCUGUUUCAUUUCACACGCAUGUUAAAGAGUUGUGGACAUGGCUGGAAGAACUGCAGAAGGAGUUGCUAGAUGAUGUUUAUGCAGAGUCUGUAGAGGCUGUGCAGGACCUGAUCAAGCGCUUUGGUCAGCAGCAGCAGACUACCCUUCAGGUGACUGUCAAUGUCAUUAAAGAAGGCGAGGACCUCAUUCAGCAACUAAGAGAUUCCGCUAUUUCCAGUAACAAGACCCCACACAACAGCUCAAUUAAUCAUAUUGAAACAGUGUUGCAGCAGAUGGAUGACACCCAGUCUCAGAUGGAGGAACUUUUCCAGGAGCGUAAGAUCAAACUUGAACUUUUUCUUCAACUCCGUAUUUUUGAAAGGGAUGCUAUAGAUAUAAUUUCUGAUCUGGAAUCCUGGAAUGAUGAACUUUCACAGCAGAUGAACGACUAUGACACCGAAGAUUUGACAAUAGCAGAACAGAGGCUGCAACAUCAUGCAGACAAGGCCUUGACCAUGAACAACUUAACUUUUGAUGUCAUCCAUCAGGGUCAGGAGCUUUUGCAAUAUGUCAAUGAAGCACAAACAUCAGGUGUUGAAUUACUGUGUGACCGAGAUGUUGACAUGGCGACUCGAGUUCAGGAUUUGCUGGAAUUUUUGCAUGAGAAACAACAAGAGUUGGAUUUAGCUGCUGAACAACACCGAAAACACCUGGAACAAUGUGUACAAUUACGUCAUCUUCAAGCUGAGGUCAAACAAGUGCUGGGGUGGAUCCGUAAUGGAGAGUCUAUGCUAAAUGCUGGUCUCAUUACUGCUAGUUCAUUGCAAGAGGCUGAGCAGUUACAACGGGAGCAUGAACAGUUCCAGCAUGCUAUUGAGAAAACCCACCAGAGUGCAUUACAAGUCCAGCAGAAGGCAGAAGCCAUGUUGCAAGCCAACCACUAUGACAUGGAUAUGAUCAGGGACUGUGCAGAGAAAGUGGCUUCUCACUGGCAGCAGCUCAUGCUCAAAAUGGAAGACCGUCUCAAGCUUGUCAAUGCAUCAGUUGCCUUCUACAAAACAUCUGAGCAGGUAUGUAGUGUCCUGGAAAGUCUUGAACAAGAGUACAAACGUGAAGAAGACUGGUGCGGAGGUGGUGAUAAGCUUGGCCCAAACUCUGAAACAGACCACGUGACUCCUAUGAUCAGCAAACAUCUUGAACAAAAGGAGGCAUUUCUGAAGGCAUGUACACUGGCUAGAAGGAAUGCAGAUGUCUUCCUUAAGUACCUGCAUAGGAACAGUGUCAGCAUGCCAGGCAUGGUCACCCACAUCAAAGCUCCAGAGCAGCAAGUCAAAAAUAUUUUAAAUGAACUAUUCCAAAGGGAGAAUAGAGUACUUCAUUUUUGGACCAUGAGGAAAAGACGUCUUGACCAGUGUCAGCAGUAUGUUGUAUUUGAACGGAGUGCCAAACAGGCACUAGAAUGGAUCCAUGACGCAGGAGAAUUUUAUUUGUCUACUCACACUUCCACUGGUUCCAGUAUACAUCACACACAAGAGCUUUUAAAGGAGCAUGAAGAAUUCCAAAUAACUGCAAAGCAAACCAAAGAACGAGUGAAACUAUUGAUUCAGUUGGCUGAUGGCUUUUGUGAAAAAGGGCAUUCACAUGCAGGAGAAAUAAAAAAAUGGGUGACUGCUGUAGAUAAGCGAUACCGAGAUUUUUCACUACGGAUGGAAAAAUAUCGCACUUCCUUAGAGAAGGCUCUGGGAAUCUCCUCAGACUCAAACAAGUCUAGUAAAAGUUUACAGCUAGAUAAUAUUCCAGCUAGUGCACCAGGAUCAGAGGUGAAGUUACGUGAUGCUGCGCAUGAGUUAAAUGAAGAAAAAAGAAAGUCUGCACGCAGAAAAGAGUUUAUAAUGGCUGAACUGAUCCAGACAGAAAAGGCAUAUGUACGAGACCUGCGGGAGUGCAUGGAUACCUAUCUUUGGGAGAUGACUAGUGGUGUAGAGGAAAUUCCAGCUGGCAUUCUGAAUAGGGAGCAAAUCAUCUUUGGAAAUAUGCAAGAAAUUUAUGAGUUUCACAACAAUAUAUUCCUGAAAGAGCUGGAGAAAUAUGAGCAGUUGCCAGAAGAUGUUGGUCACUGUUUUGUCACAUGGGCAGAUAAGUUUCAGAUGUAUGUAACAUAUUGUAAAAACAAACCAGAUUCUACUCAGCUCAUUUUGGAACAUGCAGGAUCAUAUUUUGAUGAGAUACAACAUAGACAUGGUCUAGCUAACUCUGUCUCAUCCUGUCUCAUCAAACCUGUGCAGCGAAUCACGAAGUAUCAACUUCUUCUGAAGGAACUGUUGACAUGCUGUGAAGAAGGUAAAGGAGAGAUUAAAGAUGGUCUAGAAGUGAUGCUUAGUGUGCCAAAACGAGCCAAUGAUGCUAUGCAUCUCAGUAUGCUGGAAGGUUUUGAUGAAAACAUUGAAUCUCAGGGAGAACUUAUCUUGCAGGACUCCUUUCAGGUGUGGGAUCCAAAGUCUCUGAUCCGAAAGGGACGAGAAAGACACCUCUUUCUAUUCGAAAUGUCUCUUGUCUUCAGCAAAGAAGUUAAAGACUCAAAUGGGAGAAGCAAAUACAUUUACAAGAGCAAGCUGUAUACCUUAGACCUGGGUGUCACAGAACAUGUGGAAGGAGACCCUUGCAAAUUUGCACUUUGGGUAGGGCGUACACCAACAUCUGAUAAUAAAAUUGUUUUGAAGGGUUCCAGUAUAGAAAAUAAACAAGAUUGGAUCAAGCAUGUUCGCGAGGUUAUACAGGAAAGAACAGUUCAUCUUAAAGGUGCAUUGAAAGAGCCAAUUCAUAUCCCCAAAACUGCUACCACAAGCAAACAGAAAGUCAGAAGGGAAGGAGAGGACCUGGACAGUCAGGGUGAUGGCAGUAGUCAGCCUGAUACAAUCUCAAUUGCAUCGCGUACUUCUCAGAAUACAUUGGACAGUGAUAAGCUUUCUGGUGGCUGUGAGUUAACUGUGGUCAUCCAUGAUUUUCUUGCAACCAACAGCAAUGAGCUAACUAUACAUCGAGGACAGACAGUUGAAGUACUGGAGCGGUCACAAGACAAGCCUGAUUGGUGUUUGGUGCGGACCACUGAUCGCUCACCUGCAGCUGAAGGAAUGGUACCGUGUAGCUCUCUGUGUAUUGCUCAUUCUAGGAGCAGUAUGGAAAUGGAGGGUAUUUUCAAUCACAGAGAUUCAUUGUUUACCUCCACUAAUGAUGCUAGCCCUCCUGCUUCACUAAGCUCACUUCAGCCACAUGUAUUGGGGUCGCAGAGUUCUCCUGGCCCUAAACGUCCUGGCAACACAUUGAGAAAGUGGCUCACCAGUCCUGUUCGCCGGUUAAGCAGUGGAAAAGCAGAUGGACAUGUGAAGAAGUUGGCACAUAAAAACAAAAAGAACAGAGAGGUCCGCAAGAGUUUUGAUGGGGGAUCUCAGAAAGACUCCGACGAUAGUGCUGCUACACCACAGGAUGAGACUCUUGAGGAGAGAGUAAGAAAUGAAGGACUUAGCAGUGGAACACUGUCCAAAUCCUCAUCAUCAGGCAUGCAGAGUUGUGGAGAAGAAGAAGGUGAAGAAGGACCUGAUGCUGUGCCUCUUCCUCCACCUAUGGCCAUUCAACAACACAGCCUUUUGCAGCCUGACUCCCAGGAUGAAACGGCAACUUCUCGAUUAUCUGUGCGCCCCACUAGUUCAGAAACGCCAAGUGCCGCAGAACUUGUUAGUGCGAUAGAAGAACUUGUGAAAAGUAAAAUGAAUUUGGACUAUACAAUUGCAUCUUGUUAUCUAAUUUUUAUUAAUCUAUAUGUAUUUGAUAACGUUUUAGAUAUCGACAGUAACAGUUAUGUCUUGCAAGAAUUAUUGGAGACUGAACGGGAUUACGUCCAUGAUCUCAGUGUUGUCGUUGAGGGCUACAUGGCUGUAAUGAAGGAGGAUGGCAUUCCUGACGAUAUGAAGGGAAAAGAAAAACUCGUUUUUGGCAAUAUUAACCAGAUAUAUGAUUGGCACAAAGACUUCUUUUUAGGCGAAUUGGAGAAGUGCCUUGAUGAUCCAGAUAAACUUGCUUCACUCUUUGUUAAACAUGAACGAAGAUUGCACAUGUACAUAGUUUAUUGCCAAAAUAAACCAAAGUCAGAGCAUAUAGUGUCCGAGUACAUUGAGACAUACUUUGAGGAUUUGAAGCAGCGCCUUGGCCACAGUCCUCAGCUCACAGAGUUAUUGAUAAAGCCAAUACAAAGGGUAAUGAAAUACCAGCUUCUGCUUAAGGACUUCUUGAAAUGCUCCAGAAAGGCUGGUCUUAGUACAGAAGAGCUUGAGAAAGCUGUUGAAGUGAUCUGCAUUGUACUUAAAAGGUGCAACGAUGUGAUGAAUGUUGGACGGCUGCAGGGAUUUGAUGGGAAGAUUGUAGCUCAGGGUAAGCUGCUUCUUCAGGACACGUUCUUGGUUGCUGAUCAGGAGACUGGUUUACACGUAUGCAGCAGAGAAAGGCAGAUCUUCCUGUUUGAACAGAUUAUUAUAUUAAGUGAGCCAGUGGACAAAAAAAAAGGCCACUCCUUACCAGGCUUCCUGUUCAAGAACAGUAUAAAGGUGAACUGUCUUAGCCUGGAAGAGACUGUGGACAGCGAUCCCUGUAAAUUUACACUUACCUCACGUUCAAGCAAUGCUAACCCAGAGACCUUCGUUCUGCAGGCAUCAAGUCCAGGAGUCCGACAGUUGUGGAUCUAUGAAAUCAACCAAAUUUUAGAAAACCAGCGUAACUUCCUAAAUGCCUUGACAUCACCAGUUGAGUACCAGAGAAGCCAUGUUGGAACCAGUGGACCCACCAACUGCACCGGAAUGAGCAGCAUUAAUCGUUCCAGGCCAUCACGGAUACCCCAGCCUGUCAGACACCAUUCCCCUAUUCUGGUCUCCUCUGUGGCCUCGGCCCAAUCAGAGGCUGAUAAGAUGUCAGGUAUGUCUCCUCAUAACUUCUCCCUGACACCCCACUGCAGUUCCCUAGAUACUGGCCUCAUUCAUUCAGACAAGAACCUUCCCAGUGCAGAGCUCAUCAUCAUCAACAGUGAAAGUGAGCAGAUCCCCAAGAUGAAAGUUUUAGAGAACUCCAAGAAGACUACGGGAAGUUAUUCUGUUGUGACGGAUGGAAGCACAAAAGAACUACCUGGGAGCCUGGAAGACAACUGUUCAUCGAGAAACAGCAUAGAGAAUUCACCAUGUUCAGCGGCUGUACCUUUUUUGAGCAAGGAAUCCUAUCCUCCUAGUAGCCCCUUGCAGAAAAGCUCCUUCUGGGGCUCCAUCCCAGCCUCCCCUGUUGGCCGCCCUGGUUCUUUCACCUUUCCAGGGGAUACAGAUUCCCUCCAGCGGCAGGUCCACCGCCACUCCACACACAGCAAGGACACGGACCGCAUGAGCACAUGCUCAUCCACCAGCGAGCAGUCUGUGCAGUCAACCCAGAGUAAUGGGAGUGAAAGUAGCAGCAGUAGUAGUAUCUCCACCAUGUUGGUGACGCACGAUUAUACGGCAGUGAAGGAGGAUGAGAUUAAUGUCUACCAAGGAGAGGUUGUACAGAUUUUGGCUAGCAACCAGCAGAACAUGUUUUUGGUGUUCCGUGCCGCCACUGAUCUGUGCCCUGCAGCUGAAGGCUGGAUUCCUGGCUACAUUUUGGGUCACACCAGUGCAGUCGUCUCUGACAACCCUGAGGGAACAAUCAAGAAGUCAUCAUCUUGGCACACAGCACUCCGCAAGAAAAAGAAGUCUGAGAAGAAAGAUAGGGAAGGUAAAAGAGAGGGUAAACUUGAAAAUGGCUAUCACAAAUCCCGAGAAGGAUUAGCUAAUAAAGUAUCUGUAAAGCUUCUGAACCCCAGUUACAUCUAUGAUGUUCCACCAGAGCUGAUCAUUCCAUUAGGUGAGGUGACAUGCAAUGCUGGAGAGACAGCUACCCUUAGAUGUAAAUUUUGUGGUCGCCCCAAACCCUUGAUAACUUGGAAGGGUCCAGAUCAGAACAUCUUAAACAGUGAUGGCCACUACAGCAUCAUGUACAGUGAUGCCGGAGAAGUGACCCUUAGGAUCCUUACUGUAACCACAGAUGAUGAUGGAAUAUACACCUGCAUAGCUGCAAAUGACUUGGGUUCAGUUUCAACAUCUGGCAGUCUCCGAGUUGUGGGUUUUGGGAAUGAUGGAGUGAGACUCAUCUGGAAGGAUAAUUUUGAGUCCUUUUACAGUGAAGUGAUGGAGCUUGGCAGGGGCAGGUUCUCAGUUGUGAAGAAAUGCGAACAAAAGCGAACCAGGCAAACAGUAGCUGCAAAAUUUAUUAACAAAAAGCUGAUGAAAAGGGACCAGGUAGUUUAUGAACUCAGUAUUAUGCAAAGCCUGCAACAUCCACAGCUCAUCUCUCUCCUUGACAUCUUUGAGACCCCCAGCAGCUUUGUGUUAGUUCAAGAGGUGGCUGACCAAGGACGCCUUCUAGACUUCAUAGUGCGCUGGGGGAACCUCACUGAAUGUAAAGUUACAUCCUACCUCAGAGAGAUCCUGGAAGCCAUGCAGUAUCUUCACAACUGCAGGAUAGCACAUUUGGACCUAAAGCCUGAGAACAUACUGGUGGAGCAAAGCCUAUCCAAAAUUUCCAUCAAGCUGGCCGAUUUUGGGGAUGCUGUCCAGCUAAAUAACACCUGCUACAUUCACCAGUUACUAGGGAACCCAGAGUUUGCUGCUCCAGAGAUAAUUGUUGGAAAUCCAGCCUCUCUCACUUCAGACACUUGGAGUAUAGGAGUGGUUACUUAUGUCCUUCUCAGUGGAGCUUCACCCUUCUUGGAUGAAAGUAUAGAGGAAACCUGUCUGAACAUUUGUCAUUUAGAUUUUAGUUUCCCAGAGGACUACUUCAAAGGUGUCAGUCAGAAAGCCAAAGAUUUUGUUUGCUUCUUACUGCAGGUUGAUCCAGCAAAGCGCCCUUCUUGUACAGUAUGUCUGCAGGAUCCCUGGCUACAACUGGACCAUAACAAAGGUACUGAUAGCAUUGAUGUGUCAAGAUUGACUUCAUUUAUUGAGCGGCGUAAACAUCAAAAUGAUGUUCGACCUAUUGGUAGCAUUAAAGCCUUUUUACAAAAUCGACUUUUGCCAAGAAUAUGACCAAAUGUGGCUAUCCUUCUCUUUCUCUUUCAACUGCCGAUCAGAGUGGAGACCACUGCCUUCAGUUUAUUUAACCAUUGACAUGGAGAAAAAAACUGAAAGCCAGUCAGCUGCUACAGUAUUUAUGUGAAAUUGCAUGCCAAGUAAUGUUUGCACUAGAGGCAGUACUUGGGAUUAGCAAUACAGACUAAGCUGGUGUGGGAGGACUUGUACUCUACCUGAGCCAGAAAGAGCCUUGCUGUCUCACAGUGUUUUAUUCAGGUUGCUGCAAAUAACAUUUUUUAAAUGAUGUGUAAGAGGAGAAUUUUGCAAAUGAACAUUGAUUAUGUUUUUGAGACUUGUAAAUUACAUAUAAAAACAGUUUGAUGCCUAUUUCCAUAUCACUGGAAUUAAAAUACAGCCAAAAAAGUUAAUAGUAAUGGUUGGCAAUCAAGUUGACAUCCUUCACAGCAUCUUUGUUUUAUAAAUGUCCUGGCUUUCUGAUUGCCUUGCAUAUAUUUAUCUUAAACACACAGUAAAGCAGGACAGACAUUUCUAGUGCAUCCAACCUCGGACAUUUUUUUGUGUGUAAAGUAUAAUGAAAUGUUUUGCUCUAAUAAUAUAUUAAGCCUUACGUGUAUAUAGAAUGCCUUCAUUCUGUACAUUUUUUUAUUUAAGUGGUGGCUAUCCACUGCAAGGUGUUCAGCUACAGGCUGCUUACCAGCCCUUGGUAAAAAGAUAUCCUUGUGAUGCCACUGUAUGCCAAUCUGAUUAUUACAGAGCUGUAGCUAAGAGGUAAAUAAAUUGUAAAAAUGCACUCUUACUUUGUUUUACAUCAUAUUAUGUGCAAUGUUGUGGCUGUUAACAUUUUAUGCAACUCUAUUUAUGAAUAUUUCUGUUGUACAUGUAAUAAGUAUAUAGGAAAAAAAAACACAUUUAGUGCUCUGAGCUGCUUGGGUAUAUAUUUAUUUAUGUCCUUCCAUUUUACUGUUGCAGUAUUUUUAACAUUAGGGAUCCCCUGCGAAGGGUGGCCCUACAUCUGGCCAGUAUACCAAAGCCUGUAGGUUGCAUUAAGAUACGCCAUAUGUCAUACAUAUGCUCCUUGCGUAGCAUAGGGCAUAAAGGUGACAUCCAGAUAUAUGAAACACUUCAGCGAAAAUUAGCCAUGAAAACCAAUACUUAUAAAAAAACAAAACAAGGCUAGAAGUGUCAACAAGCAAAAGUAACCCAAAGACUGUAUUUCAAAAAGGUCCAAAAUUAAAAACCACCAAAAACCAAACAAGUUUAUUGAGAUUAAGCGCUUUCAUCCUUACAGUUCUGGGACUUCAGAAUAAUUACCACACACAGGAAAUGUGUAUGAAUAAGCCAACCAAUUAGACAAUUCAACAUAUAAAAUAAUUAAUUUUACCUUGUUAAAACCAAAUUUAAAAUAAAAACAAUUAAAAAUCAACUUUUCUUAUAAAAUUUGGGCUCUUGUCUUGGUUUUAACAAGUUUUAGUGAAUUGUCUAAUUCAUUGCCUUAUUUACACACAUUUCCUGUGUGUGGUAAUAAUUCUGAAGAAGUCCCAAAACUGUAGGGACGAAAGCGCUUAAUCUCAGUAAACUUGUUUGUUUUUUGGUGGUUUUUAAUUAUGGCCAUUUUUGACGUCCAGCUAUAUCAUCCUCAGAAUGUUUGCCACCAGUCAGAACUCCAUCUCUGAUUGUCGAUCUGAUCAUGGUGCACCUAGCCGUUCAGAUAAGUGCCCCGUCAUUUUUUUUUUUUUUUUUAACUUUUUGUUGCUUUUGUUUUGUUGUGGGGUUUUAUGUCAUCCAGGAGGGGUAAGUGCCAGUGUAGGACAUAGUCUUCUCAUAAAGACGCCUUCUCAGGACCAUGUUUUUCUGGGGUGCAGGAUUCAGAUGGUGCCUGUGCUGGCAUCUCUGGUUCCUCCCAAGGUUUUGACUCUCAUUUUCUUCUUUCACAGUUUUCAUCCUCUGACUUCUGUCAUGGCCAUGGAAUUUUUGAGAGCUGUGAGAUUUAUAGCAUCCACCAUCCCUAUGCCCCCUCGAGCCAAACUCGAUUUCAGUGGUUUCUGAAAUCAGUUUGGCUUCAACAUGCGCAUCCUCUAGACUUUGUAGUUCCUCUGGUGGAUUCAGCGGUUGUCUGUAAACCCAGGGAUCUCCUUUCUUCCCCCUCUUCCAUCUCAGGAGCUGUUGACAGAUGUCUCAGAUGUGGGAUGGGGCCAUCUUUUGACUUCCUAAAGAUGCAGGAGAUCUGGUCUCCCCUUCAACAGAAGGAGUACAUCAGUGUUAACUAGAUGAAAGCCCUUCUGCUGUCUCUUCAGACUUUUCAUCCAGUUUACUCCCUGGGAGUUUACAGAAAACACCACAAUGAUGUGGUAUGUAAACAAACGGGGGAAGAAGAUCUUAUUUUCUUUGCUGGCUGGCUCUCGUGGUAUGGGAUCUUGCUGCCCAGUAUCAAGUGAAUCUUUAGGCAGUUUACAUUCCAUCAGAUCAAAACAUUGUGGCAGACACCUGAGCAGGUCCUUAACUCAAUCCCAUGAAUGGAUGCUUCACAGAGAGGUUUCUGGACAUUGUCCACCAGUGGGUUACUCCUGAAAUAGAUCUGAUUGCUACCCCUCUGAACAGACAACUUCCUCUAUUUUGUGCCAGACUCUCAGGUCCUCUGACAUGGAAGGC